AGGCCGUGUGAGCCCAAGCCCGUCCCUGUGCGCGUAGGUGUCAGGAUGCGGGGUGGGACCCGACAGCCCCUCUGCCCCGCUGCGGGAAGCAGCCAGUGUCCCCACAGCGUCUGACUGAGCCGUUUCUGAGUCAGAGGCGGUGGGAGACGGUGUCGGGGAAGGGAGACUCUGUAUGGAGAAGACGAUGGGGCGGAAGAGUCCUGGGCGGAGAGACACAUGCUAUACGCAGUGAGUCCUCUUUUGGGGGGUGGCAGAAAACCGGCUGCCACGCGAGAUCGAGCCCGAGGAACGGCAUGAGGAAACGGUACGUACCUGUUGUCUAGAAGGACUUGGGUUUGAAAACCGCCACCCACACACCUCCGGACGCUGACACCGCCCACUGUCCAAAACCAGGGGUGAGGAAGAGGAGAAGAAAUUUCUCUUUUUAUGCGUGUAUGAAAAGGAUGUGGACGGGCUCCAACGGUGUCCAUUUCUGCCAAGGACAGGCACUGAUUCUGCUUCCUCUCUGCUCGAACAUUUUUUAGUUUUAUGGAGGGGGGAGAAUAGAAAAUAAUAAACAGUCACUUCCUCAGAUCAACUAUAAAAAUUCACCUCCCCAGACGAACAAGAAGAAACAACAGCAAAGCACCCACUUUGCAUUGAAUCAGGCAGAAGAAAUUCCUCUACAGUGUGUUUCUCCAAAGCUGGAGUUGCAGCUGGGGGUGUGUGUGCUUGCCUUGUGUGCUGUCUCUUUGAGGAGGUGGGGAGGAUUUUCUCUUACGAAUAUACAUUUUUCUUUUUGUGGUAAAACCUGCUGCCUGAAGGAAUAUUAUAACACAUCUCUCUGAAUGGGAGAGACUCAACUGGUGAACCUGUUUUUACCCAAAAUGUUGAUUCCCGGAGAAAUCUGAGGGUGUGCUCUUUUGAGGAAAGAACAACCACUCCAUUAAAGAUGAACACUUUUUAAGUUUUGUGGACAACCAGUCUAUUUUGUAAUUUUUUUCUGGUUCCUGUUUUGUGAUAAAUUGCUCUUAUAACCAUAAAAGACUAUUUUAAAUCAGUUUGUACUUUUGGUGGGGAAGAAGGAAUACCUCCCAAGCAUUUCUAGUAUGACAGCUUUGGUUUCUCAAGAGUUAAUCAGGGCUUGUGUGAUACGUUUACUACCAUUCUGGUAACAAACUUGCCUUUAAAAAAAAAAUUGGGGCUAGUGGGGAGGAUUAUCUUGUCAGAAGAAUAUCUUUGUUUUGGGGGUGUUUCCCUCAUUACAGUCCCUUGAUGACUCCUGGAGGUGGUAGUGGGCCCAUGAAAGACUGUGAAUACAGUCAGAUCAGCACACACAGCUCCUCAUCUCCCAUGGAGUCUCCCCAUAAGAAAAAGAAAGCAGCUCCCAAGAGAAAAUGGGAGGUUUUCCCUGGAAGAAACAAAUUCUUUUGCAACGGAAGGAUCAUGAUGGCCCGGCAGACUGGAGUCUUCUACCUGACUCUGGUUCUCAUCUUGGUCACCAGUGGACUCUUCUUUGCAUUUGAUUGUCCAUAUUUGUCAGAGAAGAUUACACCUGCUAUUCCUGCAGUAGGUGGGAUUCUGUUCUUUUUCGUGAUGGGGACCCUGCUGCGUACUAGUUUCAGUGAUCCUGGAGUCCUCCCACGUGCAACACCAGAUGAAGCAGCAGACCUGGAAAGACAAAUAGGUAACACUGAAGAUAUUGCAAAUGGCUCCAGUUCAGGAGGAUACCGUCCACCUCCCAGAACAAAAGAAGUAAUCAUCAAUGGACAGACCGUGAAACUAAAGUACUGUUUCACUUGCAAGAUUUUCCGCCCACCUCGUGCCUCACAUUGCAGCCUUUGUGAUAACUGCGUAGAACGGUUUGAUCACCAUUGUCCCUGGGUAGGCAACUGUGUGGGGAAAAGAAACUACAGAUUUUUUUAUAUGUUUAUUUUAUCUCUGUCCUUUCUGACAGUCUUUAUAUUUGCAUUCGUUAUCACCCACGUCAUCCUUCGAUCACAGCAAGCAGGAUUCCUAAAUGCCCUCAAGGACAGUCCAGCAAGUGUGCUAGAAGCUGUCGUGUGUUUUUUUUCCGUUUGGUCUAUUGUUGGUCUCUCAGGUUUUCAUACAUAUUUGAUCAGCUCCAAUCAAACAACAAAUGAAGAUAUUAAAGGAUCUUGGUCAAAUAAAAGAGGUAAAGAGAAUUACAAUCCAUACAGUUAUGGCAACAUCUUUACUAAUUGUUGUGCAGCGUUGUGCGGACCAAUCUCUCCAAGUCUAAUUGACAGAAGAGGAUUUAUACAGCCAGAUACACCACAGCCAGCAGCACCAUCAAAUGGCAUUACAAUGUAUGGGGCAACACAGUCUCAGAGCAACAUGUGUGAUCAAGAUCAGUGCAUUCAGAGCACUAAAUUCGUUUUACAGGCUGCUGCCACACCACUACUACAGAGUGAACCCAGCAUAACUAGUGAAGAGCUACCUUUACCAGGAAAGACCACUAUCGGUGCUCCUUGUGCCACGCUAACCCUAGGGCAGCCGACACCACCGUCUUCCAUGCCAAAUCUCACAUCAGAAACAGGUUUGACAGACAUGAUACCAUUAAAAGAGGAACUUGAAGGUCAUCAGUUUCUAACUCCUGAGGAAGCUCCAUCACCUCCUGGUAUGCUGUCAGCAGGGAGCCCUAUAACACACAGCCAUACCAUGCACGUCCUGAGCCUAGCCAGCCAAGAUUCAUUGCAUGAAGACUCAGUGCGUGGUCUUGUGAAGCUUAGCUCAGUUUGACCAAUUUUUAUUGAUAAUAUUAUACCAUAUCAAAGUGGUUGUACAAAUGAAUACCCAACAGGAAAGACUUUACAGUACCACUGUAAGACUCUAACAUGCCUAUAUAAUGAAAACUCUCCCAUGUAAUGGAGUUUACUAAAUAGACAAAUUAUUUUUUCAAUGGAACUAUGGCAUUCUUUUGACUAGAUUGUUAAUGGUUCUGCUUUGAUAGUGACUGCUUCUAUUUUUUAAAUAAAACCAGGGAAGGUCACUAAUUCUGUUAACUGAAGAUCUGGGUCCAGCAACUUGUAAUUCUACCUGUAGGACGGCCUUUGUUACAGUAUAAAAAAAGAGAGGUUUUUGGAUAUGUCAUGUUAUGCAUUUUAUGCUCUUGUAAUACACACUUGUUAAGGCUUACCACACUUGUGGCCAGAAUGAUCUGCACUUACAUGUUAUGCUACUAAUAUUUGAAACAGAAAAUAACCAUUCCAUUUGUUAAUACAAAAAAUGACUGCAGGUAUGGAUUUGCAUGCCACGCUAAGGUAUGUGUUACAGCGGUGUUGGUAUUAAAAGAGAGUGCUGCUUUUUUAUUUGUGAGUUUCAAAGUGCUGUUUCAGUUAAAGACGGUGCAAUAGAUUAACCAAUGGACAACGUUAUUUUUUUCAAUUUAGUAAAUUUUAUUUUAAAUUAAUCAGUGGUGCCUAAAAUAUGGAGGCUACUGAUUUUUAUCAUGCUACAUAUCAUUUAACCUUCUAUUUAAUUGUUUAGAAUAAGGUGUCGUGUUGUGCCAUGCCACAGAUUCUUCCAUUUCCUUUGUGUGAUAAGAUUACCUGCAGACAUCCAAUAAAAUGAAAUCCUGUUUCUUUGGA
Molecule: messenger RNA, 3590 nt
Organism: Chelonoidis abingdonii (Abingdon island giant tortoise)
Lineage: Eukaryota; Metazoa; Chordata; Testudines; Testudinidae
Gene: ZDHHC14
Product: zDHHC palmitoyltransferase 14
Biological process (GO): peptidyl-L-cysteine S-palmitoylation; protein targeting to membrane
Cellular component (GO): endoplasmic reticulum; Golgi apparatus
Molecular function (GO): protein-cysteine S-palmitoyltransferase activity
Source: RefSeq, a predicted model, not a curated record